This is a messenger RNA of Exophiala viscosa, 676 nucleotides long. RefSeq lists its product as uncharacterized. The coding region runs from base 111 to 518 and encodes 135 amino acids. The transcript has a single exon. NCBI's taxonomy places the organism in Eukaryota, Fungi, Ascomycota, Eurotiomycetes, Chaetothyriales, Herpotrichiellaceae. The record is from RefSeq and is a predicted model, not a curated record.
CACGAUGGGCGUCCUCAAUAUGGCCAUCAUUCCGUCUUUCAUUCUUGUUUCAACCAUCAUCAUUGUCUGUGCCGGCGCAGACCUUCUUUUCACCCAGUAUAACUUGAACCAUGCUGCACCGCUGGGCGCUACUGUGUAGCUUGUUCCUUUCAGUCACCCUUCUACUUUUUGCCUGUUCAGUCGAGGCCCAGGCGCAGAGCGGCGCCCAGCUGCCAUUGGACGACGCUUAUCACAGGGAUAAUCAGGUACAAGGCGGGGAACAUGCAGGUACAGUUCAACGACCCUCGACACAAGCGAGGACUCCAUGCUUCAAGUUUCAAGGACUUUGUCUCAAAAGUUCGGCCUACAAACAAGACAAUACUCAUACUGUACCAACAUGGAACAUCCGGACACCUCUGGACGACCCCCAGCGUCCGAUUAGAGACCCCGACUCCUAUAACACGACCUGUGUGUUAAGAGUGUUCCCUAAUGUCUUCAAGCAGGGCAAAGCUGACUCGCUGCUGAAGUACUUCCCCUGAGAUUUGAACCUCUUCCGUUAGGUUCUGUGAAGCCGCUGGGAUGGCUUCGACAUCAGGUGGACUUGAUGGCCAAUGGUCUGCCUGGCCAUCUUCACGAAUUUUACCGCCUUGUCAAGGAGGCGCCCUGGCUUGGUGGUGACCAGGAAUAUUCAUGUAAC